GCGCCGCGCUCUGGCUGGGGCUCGUCGGGGAAGAGCAGCCGCAGCAGCGCCGGACGCGCCGAGGUCGGGAGCCCGUCGCGUGCUUGGAGGGCCUCGGAGCAGCUGCGCCGCUUUCCACGCGCCCGCGGCGGACCGCGCGGCACCCCAGCGGGCAGAGUUCUGCGCGCCCCGACCGAACCCGGCUCUUGUUUUGCUGACAGGGCGAGGGAGGGCCAUGAGGGCCAUACUGCUGAUCCCGAGCGUCUUCCUGGCAGCAGCCUGCUCCAUCCUGGUGAACUGUGAAGAGAUUGAAGUGCUUCAGAAUGAAGUUUACAACAAAGAAGGCAGAGAAAAUCUGGCAAAUGCCCAGCUUCUUCCAGCCAGGGAGACUUUGGAGAAUGAAGGACAGAGAGAUGGAAGCAUGUUAUCCUCAGGGGACACCUUUAGUGAACUUCCUCGAGUUGCUUUCCUGUCCAAGCCACAAGAUCCUGUGACUCCAAAGAAAGAAGGGAAAGGGAAAAAAAGAAGAAAGGGGAAAGGGAAAAAGAGAGAUCCCUGCUUGCGAAAAUACAAGGAUUUUUGUAUUCAUGGAGAAUGCAAAUACGUCAAGGAUAUAAAAAUUCCAGCUUGUGUGUGCCAUUUGGGAUACCACGGACAGCGAUGCCAUGCUCUUAGUCUUCCAGUGGAAAACCGCUCCCAUGGUUAUGACCACACGACUGUACUAGCAGCCACUGCAGUGGUGCUGUCAUCCUUAUGUUUUAUCAUCAUUGGUGCAUUACUGAUGCUGAGAUGCCACAAACAAGGCGUAUAUGACGUAGAGAAUGAAGAGAAGGUUAAGCUGGGCAUCACUGUCAACCACUGAGACAUCCUGGGAUUGCAAGGAUUCAGCAGUGAAGCAAGCUCUACUUCCACAGUCCAGCGAUGAAACUCUUUUUCUAGGACACAUUUCAAAGUCAAAAGGGGAGUUUGUAUCAGUGGAAAAAAGUGCUCUUUUUCCAAGGGGCUUUUGUCAGAUCUUUGGUGUGUUGAAAAAAGAAUUCCGCUUCUCCAAAUUGGAAGAAGUUUCUGAGGGAGAGACCAAGAGAGAAGUUUCUCUGGACUUGUUCCUGACAUGGGGCUAGAGCAUAACGGAAAGACUUGGACGUUGCCUUGGUACCACUGAAAAGUAACAUCUUUACAAGCAAGCAAUGAAACAGCAAACUGGAUUUUUCAUACAACUGCUGAGGAUUUAACUGUGAAAGAUUUAGACUCUGCUGAAGAAAUCUAACUUUUGAACUUUAUUACCUGGGUGGGGUGGGAACUAUUUAACAAAAUAUUUCAUUUUAAAUUAUAUAUUUAUUUUAGAUACAAUGUACAUAUUAUUUAUUUAGGGCUUGAUCCUGUAGUCCUGGAAUAAAGUAGAGAGACAGGAGGAUUGUGCAGUGUAACGCUCUAAUAAAUAACUCUUUGUUAUACUUGGUACUUGAA
Molecule: messenger RNA, 1446 nt
Organism: Elgaria multicarinata webbii
Lineage: Eukaryota; Metazoa; Chordata; Lepidosauria; Squamata; Anguidae
Gene: HBEGF
Product: heparin binding EGF like growth factor
Exons: 6
Coding region: 215-841 (208 amino acids)
Biological process (GO): positive regulation of cell population proliferation; epidermal growth factor receptor signaling pathway
Cellular component (GO): plasma membrane
Molecular function (GO): growth factor activity; epidermal growth factor receptor binding; heparin binding
Source: RefSeq, a predicted model, not a curated record